AUGGACUUUGCUGGUAUCUCCCGUGGAUCCAUCCGUGAUCAGGCGUUGCGCAAGUUGGCCGAACUCACAGUCAACUAUGAUGCGUCCACGCUUAAAGAAAUCAGUCCACGGAUCUCCAAGCCUGAUUUCCUGAAAUUGUUAAGUUCAACACCCAAGGAGUAUUCCAAGAACAAGAGCAUGUCCCAUGUCGCAAUCUCCCUCAAGGAGUACCAGGUACUUUUAUCGCUCUGUGAAUCAACCGGCUUGGCAUUCAAAUCAAAGGACCAGUGCAAGGAGCUUAUUGACAAGUUUAAAGCCUAUUUGCUUGAAUUACCCGACCAGCAAUUCGCAUACAAUAUCUUAUCCCAGGCCGUGACUAUAUCCCCCUGGGCGUUGCUUGGUGAGAAAUUGACCAUGGCGUUGAUCAAUCUCGGGUUCAUGUAUGGUGAAUUGUACAUGGAAGACGUGAUUGACAUUUUCCACGAGUUUAUUGAAGGGUUCUUCUAUACGGCUGAACCACAACUCUCCAACUUUCUCUCAUUACUGGGGGUGUUGCAAGGGUUGGCCACCAAUGCCAGGUUCUUGACGGUGUCCCCUCGAGCAUUCAAGGUGUUUACCAUGUUGGACUCGGCUAUUGACAGUGAAGAGUUUUUGACAGACGUUGAAAGCUAUUGUGAAGAGCUUGCCGAAGAACCUCCCCAAGAGUACGACACGGUGUUGAAUCGCGACUACUUUGUCAACUUCUCCCCCAUUAUGUAUUUGGAAUUGUUGGCUAAGAUCAUGUGCCAAAUCAUCAAUGCCAUUAUUGAAAACAAAAACAACUCCUUAUUGCACUGCAUCUUGAGUAAAGUUGCUUCCAAGUAUGACGACGUUGAUGAACUGUCGAAUGGAACCUUAUUUACUCCUAAUUUGAACUUUUCCAGAUAUCAAAUGAACAUCAUCAAGACCCUUUCCGAUUUGGCAUUGCAGAAGUUGGAAUUCUUAGACCGGGGUGAACCAUACAUUGUGUACUCGUCGUUUAAAAGAUUGAAGUUGGGUUAUUUGGCUAAAAGUCACAAUCUUCAGGUGUUGUCCUGUGGGACAUUUACCGACAAUUGGGAUCUCAAGACUCUGAAACGGUUGUUUAGAACUUGCAUCAGCAUCAAAGAAGUGAUGCUUGAUCUGGACUUGGGACUUACAGUGUUUGAAUUUGGUAGCUUGCUCGUGUUUAAAGAUGCCACUGUGGGUCCAUUAUUAACUCGAGCAUUCAGUUCGGUUAUGGCUAACCCAAGAUUGGAUCCAAGUUAUUGUUUGCAAGCCAGUAAGAGUGUCGGUUUGUGCAGUAAAGUAUUGUCUCAAGAUGCUGUAGUUACUACCAUUUACUCGUUGACCAAUCUUUUAUUUGUUGGUUAUGACGGGUUUGAUGCCAAGAGAAAGACCAGAGCUUCUCAUAACAGUACAAUCUACAGCGGAACACCUAAUGGAUAUAUUGAUGAUUUGCAAUUGCCUUCACCUGCACACUCGGAAAUCUCCAGUUUCCUGUUGAACAGAUCAGUUGAAUUUGACGAACAUGACUACAGAAAAGUAUGUGAGAAUGCCAUCACCGCCAUCAUUGAAGUUUGCCAAGAGUGUAACGAUGAAACCAUUCCUUCAUUGGCCUGUACCAUUCUUUCCCAGAAGAUCUCCAAGAUUGAAUCACCAAUAGGUACGCUUAUUCUUCGUGGAUUAACCUCAUGUGCCCCAUUCUCGCAACGUGAAUUCAUCAACACCGUUCGUUUACUCAAUCGACUCAGUUUGGACGCUUUGGAACACCGCAAGACUACCUUGUUGUCUAAUUUGCAAGAGGCGCAGAUUUCCUUGGCCCGUAAGUUGAAGGUGCAAUACUUGAACCACCAGCUGGACUUGUACAUGACGUACUUGGACGAGAUGUUAACAGCCAUAAUCAACAAGGGUGAUGUACAGCAAUUGGAACAUCAUCGACCACAUACCGAGAUCCGAGAAAUUGGGGACCAGAUUGCCAUCUACUUGAAACCAUUGGCGGAAAUGUUGCCCGAUGUGACUAAAUCGGAAGAGCCAUUGAAGAUCACCAGCACCCAUACCAUUGACUUGUUUAGAAACAUCUGGUUCAACAUGGUUGUUCACGGGUACAACAUCACCUCCAAAAAUUGCCAAGAUAACAUCAAAGAGUUGGAACGGAUAGCAUACAACACUCCACCAUUAGCCUCGGAACUUUCUUGGGACAAGACUGAAACUAGUUUGGACUUGAACACCGUGCUUAGAAGAGGAUCCAGUAACCAUAACGUGAAAGACCAUAGACAGAUCCUUGGAAAGAUCUUUGAAAUCCAUAGAACCAUGUCGUACCCUAAGCUCAUGUUCUUGGCUGCUACCGUGUUUGUCGAAUCGCUUAGAGUAAGAAGUGGUGAUUGCUCAACCAUAUUGCUUUAUUUCCUGGACCCCAGUGUCAAAACCAGUGGUGCCGACAAGUACAUUUCCCAAAUUGCAUUCCAGAUCGUAAAGGAUUACAUCCAAUUGAUCAACACUGGUGCCAACAAACAGUUUAGUUCCGAUUAUAUUGCUGAGCAGCUCACGAAUAUGCUUGUGUUGUGCAGCCACCCCAUUGAGGACUUGCAAGAUUGUGCCGUGCAAUGCUGUGAUUUGUUGAUUAAUAAAGUCAGUAGUGCUCUUUGUCACAAGCGCAGUUUGUUUAGUUUGUUUGACUUGCUCACUUUGUUGUUUGACAGUUUGAUGGAUGCAGACACCCACCAGUAUGAACCCACCACGACAUUUAUUGCCAAGUGUACCGGUAUUAAGUUGUUAUUGUCGGAUGACUAUCAAUGGAGAAGUGCUACAUUUAAGAGAUUCCACGAUAAGCUGAAGUACUGGAUGAAGUUGCUUCUCUACAAGUGUAACAUCGAUGUUAAAUCGUUGAUUCAGUCAUAUGUGUCGUCGACUCAGGAAAAGGAGGUGGAAUUUGAAUCAAAGAUUCAGUUUGGGGUGUCGUUUGCCCUUGAAAUGGCCGGAAGUAUAUCCAGUCAUGAUCGUGAAUUGUCGUCGAUUUCCUUGUACAAUUCUGCCAAUUUGGACACAUUACCUACUAUCGUCUCUCAGUUAUCCUGGCGUAACCAUUUUAUUGCUGAGAUCAUCAAUAAGCAACCACUUAGAACCGAGGAAGAAACUAAUAAGGCGUUCCGGGAAAUCAGAGAUCGUGUAUAUGAUGCAAGAAACACCAUGUCUGAGCAAACCAAUGACAAAAUCAUUUCAUUGCUCGUGGAAAUCGCAGGCUUGGUCUUGUUUAACGAUUCAAACCACGGUGAACUCAUUAGAUACAUCGUUGAGCUUCCCUUUGCUAAAUUUGAUAAAAAGUCCAUGAAUGUCGCUACUGCUAUCUGGUUUGUGGUUAUGAAGGACAAACCUAAUUUGUCUACGUUAUUGCUCUCAGAAAUCGCCAAGAAAUGGGAGGAAUCAAUCGACUUAUCCCAGGGGAUGUUUUCACAACAGCACGACAUUGACAACCCGGAAUUCAACAAGAUGGAGUAUGCUCCUACAAAUAGUCCACGUGUGUACAAAUUAGCUGACCAGACCAACGCCAGCUUCCAACCCCAUUUGGAGAUCAUCAAGUUGUUUAGAUCCAAUUUCGAAGCUACCCUUAACCAAAGUGAUCAUUUGUUGAAAGUGUUUACCCGGUUUGUUGAGUAUGGUUUACGCAGAAUGAAUGUGGCCAGCUACCACCCUUUGGCAAGAUUGCCCCGGUUUGAAUUGAUUAGAUUUGCUUUUGACGUGUUGAACUACCACAAGAAGUUGGGCAGUCGUCUGAGUUGUUCCCUUACGGAACUCAUUCUUGAUGCUGGAUUGAGUUGGUUUAGACAGAGAAGUCAGUAUCCAUUUGGCCGGGAUGCACUUCGUUUCGAAAGUGUGUUUUCGUUGUUGAAAGACGUUGCUAGAUUGACGGAUCAUUUGAAGUGUAGUAGUUCCCAGGUUAUGAAACAGCAGAUUUUGCUUUAUUUCCUUGAUGAUGAGGUGUCCAAGUUUAAUGUCUGGUUGAACUGCUUGAACCCACGGGAUACCAGAGGUACAUAUAUUGACGAUCCAAUUCAAAACACCCACAUCACCAAGGCCUACGAGUUUGAUCCAAUCCUUGCUGUCAAUCUUUCGCUUCGUUAUAAAAUCAAGAACUUAGAUGAACAGCUCCAGAAAUUAAUCACGGAUAAUCCACUUCCUGCUAUUCACUACCCUGACGCUGUGCAAUAUUUCAUUGGUAUUAAUGCCGGUACGGCUAUGCCCUCACACCAUUUGUUAUUCUGGGCCAAGCUUUGUCCAAUUGACGCCAUCACGUUGUUUCUUCCACCAUUUGGGUCCAACCCUUAUGUCCUUCAAUUCACUAUGAGAAGUUUGGAAUACCACGAUGUCAAUGUUACCUUCUUUUACGUGCCGCAAAUUGUGCAAUCGCUACGCUUUGACGCCAAGGGAUACGUGGAAAGAUUCAUAUUGGAAACCGCCAAAGUGUCGCAGUUAUUUGCUCAUCAGAUCAUCUGGAAUAUGCUUGCCAACAGCUUCAAAGAUGAUGAGAGUACAGUGCCAGACGAUUUGAAGCCCACCCUUGACAAAAUCCAGCGCGAGAUGAUUUCCAGUUUCUCCGCUACCGACAGAGUCUUUUACGAGAAAGAGUUUGGGUUCUUUAAUCAAGUCACUGGUAUUUCUGGUAAGCUUAAGCCGUAUAUUAAGAAAUCCAAGGCGGAGAAGAAGGAGAAGAUUGAUGAGGAAAUGGCUUUGAUUCAAUUGGAGCAAGGUGUGUACUUGCCCUCCAAUCCCGAUGGUGUCGUCGUUGAUAUAAACAGAAAGUCAGGUAAACCAUUGCAAUCGCAUGCCAAGGCACCAUUUUUAGCUACAUUCAAGAUUGAGAAGGAGGACGAGGACCACAAUAUAAUCACCAAAUGGCAAAGUGCGAUUUUCAAAGUCGGUGAUGAUUGUCGUCAGGAUGUGCUUGCACUUCAGUUGAUUUCGAUGUUUAGGACUAUAUGGAGUGAUGCUGGUUUGGAUUUGUACGUGUUCCCUUACCGAGUUACUGCUACUGCUCCUGGAUGUGGGGUCAUUGACGUGUUGCCUAAUGCUACUUCGCGAGACAUGCUUGGUCGUGAGGCUGUCAAUGGAUUGUAUGAGUACUUCAUUACCAAAUUUGGCGGCGAGAACUCAAUUGAGUUCCAAAAGGCGCGAAACAACUUGGUGAAGUCUCUCGCGGCAUACUCGGUCAUUUCAUACUUGCUCCAGUUCAAGGACAGACACAAUGGUAAUAUAAUGUAUAGUGAAGAAGGUCACGUUUUGCACAUUGAUUUUGGGUUCUGUUUUGAUAUUGUCCCAGGUGGUGUUAAGUUCGAAGUUGCUCCGUUUAAACUUACACGUGAAAUGAUUAAUGUGUUGGGUGGUAGUGAUACCAAUACCCAGGCAUUCAGAUGGUUUGAAGAGUUGUGUGUCAAGGGGUUCUUGGCCUGUCGUCCAUACAUGGAGACUAUUGUGAGAACAGUGACACCCAUGUUGGAGAGUGGAUUGCCAUGUUUUAAAGAUACUACUAUUAAGAACUUGAGAAGUAGGUUUGUUCCUGGUAAGCUGGAAAUGGAAGCGCUGGCCCAUUUUAGAAAGUUGGUUAAGAAAGCAAUGGAGAGUUUCUACACUAAAGGGUACGACGAGUUCCAAAGAUUGACCAACGGUAUUCCUUAUUAG
Messenger RNA from Spathaspora passalidarum NRRL Y-27907, 5673 nucleotides. It is a transcript of the gene STT4, whose product is annotated as 1-phosphatidylinositol 4-kinase. Gene Ontology annotation, cellular component: cytoplasm; plasma membrane. The record is from RefSeq and is a predicted model, not a curated record. Gene Ontology annotation, biological process: phosphatidylinositol phosphate biosynthetic process; phosphatidylinositol-mediated signaling. The transcript has a single exon. Bases 1 to 5673 code for a protein of 1890 amino acids. Lineage: Eukaryota; Fungi; Ascomycota; Pichiomycetes; Serinales; Debaryomycetaceae. Gene Ontology annotation, molecular function: 1-phosphatidylinositol 4-kinase activity.